Messenger RNA from Myxocyprinus asiaticus (Chinese sucker), 2732 nucleotides. Its product is annotated as speckle-type POZ protein. Lineage: Eukaryota; Metazoa; Chordata; Actinopteri; Cypriniformes; Catostomidae. Gene Ontology annotation, cellular component: cytoplasm; nucleus. Gene Ontology annotation, molecular function: ubiquitin protein ligase binding. Bases 598 to 1722 code for a protein of 374 amino acids. Gene Ontology annotation, biological process: regulation of proteolysis; proteasome-mediated ubiquitin-dependent protein catabolic process. The record is from RefSeq and is a predicted model, not a curated record. The transcript has 12 exons.
CUCCGUCAAUCAUUUAACCCGGACGUGAAGCCGCUCCAUUGAAAAAUAUCAGAGACUGUGAAAGAGGCUACUUUCAAAAAAAGAUGCCGUCGAUCUGAUUUUGCACAUUUUAAUCAGCCCAAAUAUUUUAGAAGAGCCCUAAUUUCAUCUGCUGACCAGUACUGACGAUUCUCCGUUCUCCGUUGAUCUGUUGAGAUCCUUUUCUGGACCUGACAGAGCAUUUUACUGUAAAUUUAAAACCCAUAUACCCACGCGACAUAGUCAGCAAGGCUGAGAACUUCUCUGACGUAGAGAGAGAGUGUGCACGACUGCCACAUGACAGCCAUGUCUGCCUGAUCACUAAUAGGUUGUAAUACUUCUGAAUUGGAUGGCUCACUGAACAUCUCCUCAACAAUUUGUCAGCAUUCCCUCCAUGUUCUCUGGGUUACGCUGAACACGAGUGUGUGCCCGGAUCCUGGCGGCGGCUGUAAAAUAUACAUGUGUGUGCAUGUAUUUGCCUUUGACUGAGUAAUCUUGUGUGUGCAUUUGUUGGGGUCGUCCUGCGGCGGCUGGCGUAGUGCACCUUCCCCAACCCCACCCCAACGCUCAAAACUGGCGAUGUCCAGGGUGCCGAGUCCGCCCCCUCCUGCAGAAAUGACCAGCGGCCCUGUGGCCGAAAGCUGGUGUUACACACAGAUCAAAGUGGUUAAGUUCUCCUAUAUGUGGACCAUCAACAACUUCAGCUUCUGUCGGGAGGAGAUGGGUGAGGUCAUCAAAAGCUCCACCUUCUCCUCGGGGGCCAAUGACAAGCUCAAAUGGUGUUUGCGAGUGAAUCCUAAAGGUCUGGAUGAAGAGAGUAAAGAUUAUCUGUCACUCUAUCUGCUCCUGGUCAGCUGUCCUAAGAGUGAAGUUCGUGCCAAGUUCAAGUUCUCCAUUCUUAAUGCCAAGGGAGAGGAAACCAAAGCCAUGGAGAGUCAACGGGCAUAUCGGUUCGUACAGGGAAAAGACUGGGGCUUCAAGAAGUUCAUAAGGCGGGACUUCCUCCUUGAUGAGGCCAAUGGGCUCUUACCUGAUGACAAAUUGACGCUUUUCUGUGAGGUGAGUGUGGUGCAGGACUCUGUGAAUAUCUCUGGGCAGAACACCAUGAACAUGGUGAAGGUUCCGGACUGCCGGCUGGCCGAUGAACUGGGCGGAUUGUGGGAACAUUCCAGAUUCACAGACUGCUCGCUGUGUGUCGCUGGGCAGGAGUUCCAGGCACACAAAGCCAUUCUAGCAGCACGUUCCCCAGUUUUCAGCGCUAUGUUCGAACAUGAGAUGGAGGAGAGUAAAAAGAACCGAGUGGAGAUCAAUGAUGUGGAGGCUGAGGUCUUUAAAGAGAUGAUGUUCUUCAUCUACACUGGAAAAGCACCCAACCUGGACAAGAUGGCCGACGACCUGCUCGCUGCUGCUGACAAGUAUGCUUUAGAGCGACUGAAAGUGAUGUGUGAGGACGCUCUUUGCACCAGUCUGUCCGUGGAAAAUGCAGCGGAGAUUCUGAUCUUGGCCGACCUGCACAGCGCUGACCAGCUCAAGACACAGGCCGUCGACUUCAUCAACUACCAUGCGUCAGAUGUGAUGGAGACCUCAGGCUGGAAGUCCAUGGUGGCAUCUCAUCCCCACCUGGUUGCUGAGGCUUACCGCUCCUUGGCCUCUGCCCAGUGCCCUUUCCUGGGUCCUCCUCGCAAACGCCUUAAACAGUCUUAGUGCCGUCCCUUACCGUAACCCAACCCCCACAUCUACACACACUCACACAACUGCCUAAAAGGGGGUGCUAUUUUAGAUUUACAUCUCCCAAGCUUUGUCCCUUUAGAUGCCUAAAACCAGCUCUUGAUCUGCCCCUCCCUUCCACGUUAUCCAAACAGACCCCUCCAGUGCGCCAAGGACCCUCUUGUUGCAGGGUUUCCUUACUAUCGGGAAAUGUGGAGACUGCAGCAGGGUAAACACUCUACAAAACUUGACCAACCUCUGCACCAACCCAGCUGUCUGUCCAGAAGAGAAAUGCAUUUGUUUCCGUGGGACUGUGUUGGGUUCAUGAGCAUGGGCAGAUUAAUCAUAUUUGAGAACCAUAUAGGACUGAAGCGUUUGGUUGGGCAGGUAAACUUGAGUUUGUGGACUUUUUUACACAACCCCUUUUACUGGCACCACCGUGUGCUGUCCUACACUGUUUGAACCGGUUCUUCAUCUCCACUUCAUCCCUUCUUCAAAAACGGUCAGUCGAUAGACAUUCCCCUUAACAGUUAUGGAUUGGGGGAUUUUUAUGGAGAGUUCUGUUGAAAGGAAUAGAGAACAAACUCCAUUAUCGUCACAAAAUAACUUUUUAAUAGGUAGCAUGUGUCCUCAUAAUGAUGACAUUAGCAUUGAGUAGAUUCCUUUGGGACUUUAUGACUCCCGUAUGAUGACAAACAGCUUUUUCCAGAACUGUCCUCUGUUUCUUGAGAAAGCCGAACAUAAAACUUGCCACCUUAAUGAACUUUGACUUUGACCAAGAGCUAUCCUGGCUUCUUAAUCAAUGUUUUGGUCUCCUAUUACAGGACAAAUGAAUGGACAGAUCCAGCAAGUUUACAAAUGGGGAAAUGCUCAUGGAAAUUUUUUAUUUUUUAUUUUCCUUGUGAUGUUUAUUUGAGAUUUUUUCCCUCCUUGUAGCACUUGUGUAUUUGAAUCCAGGCUUUCUAUAUGAAAAAAAAUGCAAAAAACAAACUUGUGUGUGUUUGAGU